AUGGAGCACCCAGCAGACCCCCAGGCGCUGGCAGCAGCAAAAUUUGAGACGUGCGGAACGCGCCGACAAUUGGCGGCACGGCACUUGGUUGGGCUUGGGGUAUCGACGGAAGCUGAAAAGGUCGGCGGCGUUGGCCACGGUCAAGCACCUGCGGGGGAGGCAUCGUCGCCAUUUCACCCAAGACAUGUGCCGGGGGAUGGUGACGCCACAGGUAGUUGA
Messenger RNA from Purpureocillium lilacinum, 219 nucleotides. Lineage: Eukaryota; Fungi; Ascomycota; Sordariomycetes; Hypocreales; Ophiocordycipitaceae. The record is from RefSeq and is a predicted model, not a curated record.